CCAUUUUCUGCAGGACGUGGGCUCAGGGGCCGGGCCACCUUGGAAUAUGAAUCUGGACUUUUGUCGAAAGGCGAGCCAAUACGGGACUAUUGGGGAGGAGCCGACAAAUCGAGAAUCAUGUGAACGACCAUUUUGUUACCGAUGGGGAGAAGUUAGGCUAACAGAGUGUUCCACUACUUGCGGUCCGGGAAUUCGAUCGGCUACCGUUCCCUGUGAACGCAUCACCUUAGACCUUGUAUCAAAAUCGACGGAGCGGAACCAAAUUUCCAACACUCACGUGUAUCGAGUGGAACAAACCGUACCGGAAGAGUGCCACAGCAACCUGGGCUACAGUCCACGUAUUUUUCUGGCAGAAAACAACCAGACAAUCCACGUCGAAACUGCGGAAAGACCAUUCGGAGAACAAAGAGGAACUGAGCUAACCCAAAUGUUCGCAAACAACGUCGUGCAACUCCCAUGCACAAACAAGCCGUGUGCAGUGAGCAUUCCAGUGUGGCAUACAACCAGUUGGGAUGAAUGUUCAGUUACUUGUGGAGGAGGUGUGCGCCGGAGACAAGUCCUGUGCAUGUUGGAGACUCAUCACCGGACGACGGACGAAACGAAGGGACGCACAGAUUACCAUCUUCGUCAGAACACAAACGUCGUCGUGGCCGACCAGAUUAAAGCGGAAGUUGCUGAUCCUCAGCGAUGUCAUGAUGCAGGAUUACCGAGGCCUUCAGAUACGGAGACUUGCAACGCAUCUCCCUGUCCAGAGUGGAUGGCAGACAAUUGGGGACCCUGUGAUGGAAUUUGUGAAUAUGGUGUCCAACAUAGGCAUGUUCGAUGCGUUUUGGAUGCGUAUACCUCUCCGCCAGCCAGCACAAACCCAUCGGUAGAGCGAUCUCACACUCUACUAUUCGCCGGAUCUCAUGGGUCUUAUUCCACCAGGACACAUCGGUCUGUGCAACAGUUUAGAGAGGUUAAUUCCGAAUUAUGUGAGGCCGUCUCCGCAAAACCAAGCACCAAGCGAUUGUGCCUGAUAACCAGUGGCUGUCCAUUUUGGUUUUACGGCGAGUGGUCUCCGUGUUCCGUACAUUGUGGAGUUGGGCAACGCGUACGAAAAGUUGACUGUCGUUUCCCCAACGGCACACUGGUUCACGAUUCACAGUCUUCUUGGAGUAAGCGAAAUGGGAAGCACACAGUCCAUCAUGGUGUCACACUGGAUUCAAUUAUCCAGUUUGUCGAAACAAAUUCCAAAAUACCAUCUUGUCUGGCUCCUCCCCCUGUGGAAGAAAUGUCCUGUAAAACGCGACCAUGCACUGGAAGCCAACCAUUUUGGUGGCCUGUAAUGGUGUCAGAGUGCGACAGUAGAACGUGUGAUAUUGGCAGACGAAGUCGUGUGGUCAAGUGCUUAAGUUCAUCCCACGGACAACUUUCGGAAUCGUCGUGCCAGCACAUAACUCAUCCGACCACUUGGACACCUUGCGUUCCUUUCAAAUGCAUGAAAUUUCAUUGGAGCGCAGAUCCAUGGAGUUCGUGUCCUCGAGGAUGCGGUAUUCGAACACGGUAUCGCCGAGUUCGUUGUGUCGAUCCGUUUGGUGAGGAGUACUCUGAUUCCUUGUGUCAGGCACAUUUGAAGCCUAAGAACUGGGAUUUGUGCCCAGACCGAUGCAUGAGUGUUCCUCGAAGUUGUUCGGAAAUUCGGAAGCUUCAUACAAAUCCCAAAGAUGGCACAUUCCAAAUUUUCAUCGGGAUCGUCCCAACAUCCAUAUUCUGUGCGGAUAUGGAUACCUCAAACCCUAAAGAAUACGUGGUGCUUCAACGAGUGAACUACGCGCGAACUGGGGCUUUCAUGUCACCCUCGGCUUCAUCUCCCUGGUGUCCUUCAGCUAGCAACACAAACUCACUGAGCUCCUCAAGAAACCUUCAUCUUCCUGCAGAAGUACCCAUUACAAUCGAUACGACCAAUCUCACCGAAUUUGAGGGGGUGUUUCACAGGAAGGUUACCACUGCGAACUGUCCAAAUUGUGACUACUUGCCCCAUCUAUCGAGCGUCACGUACUAUCAAAAGAUACGCUUGGAUGUCCGGGCGUUGAAAGUAGACGUCGAGGAUACUCGGUUCGCCUACACGAUUGGACCAACUAGUGUUCCGUACGCAACAGCAAAAGAUUGCUUUGGGUCUUCCUCAUGUCCGCAGGGUGAAUUCCAAAUUGACCUCAGAGGAACUGGUCUGCGUGUCAGCGUCAAAACACAUUGGGCUCAAAGUUCACCUGACUCCGUUUCCCACAUACAUCGAUCCGAGAAAGGACAGUUAGUCACUGGUCAUUGUGGUGGUUACUGUUCCGGGUGUUGGCCACGACCGGAUCUGAUCCUGGACGUUGUGGAUGACAUGUCAAGAUAGAUGUUAUUUGCCGCAGUGCACAUCCUCCGCCAGAGCGUCUACUCUCCGCCUGAUACGAAAAGGAAAUAAUGUACCCAUACAGUAGAUGAUGGGAAAAUCCUUGCAACCCUGAAGCUGACAAUGUGUCAACGUGACAAAUAAUACCCACUCACUGUUCCUCCAAUCCCAUCCAGCUUCCAACAAUACAGCCAAUCAGGAGGAUACAGGCUCUAUGGCGUUGCUACAAUCAUUACCUAGAGCCCUACUUAUUGUAUUAAAAAGAACAUGAAAGCGAGGUUGAUGAAUUCCGGCCCCCCAUCUUUAGUUUGUUACUACCUAGGAUAAGUGAGAUAGAUGUGAAUGAAAACCAAAACAAUGUACUUCUAUUUCUGAUUUAGUAAUAUUCUAUUUAGCCGGCUGGGAAUACUGGCGUUUCUUGCCUUACACUCCACUCCAAACUGUUAUCUACCGGAAACUUUCAGGUAAACAAGAGACGAAAAACCCACCACUGGAUUCAUGUUUGGUUUAUCAUGCGAAGUAUGCAAGUGAACAUUUUUUACCUCUGAGCGUGUACUAUAAAUUUUCAAUUGUCGGUCCAAAUCCUUUCUCUUCCACACGAUGCAGCUGCUGUUCUUCCAAUCUACGAAUUCAUCCUGCCCCGAGACAAUCUGUGUUCUGGUGUAAAUUUUAUGAGACAAUUUUCUAGGAAAUCUAUCUAGGUAUUGCUUUUUGUAGUACGUGGUCGUUCCCUUACAACGCACUUGAGCUGGUGGAAAGUCUGAUGACAGUUUGGUGAAAACCUC
Molecule: messenger RNA, 3162 nt
Organism: Dicrocoelium dendriticum
Lineage: Eukaryota; Metazoa; Platyhelminthes; Trematoda; Plagiorchiida; Dicrocoeliidae
Source: the annotation of a GenBank genome assembly